AUGUAUUCACACGUCAAAGCCCCAGGCAGUUCCGUCACAAUUCCCCACUGUACCUCGCAGGAUCUGCCGAUCGUCGAUCGCGUUAUUGAGCCUCAAACCAUUGCAAAUUUUCUAUCAUGGUUGUUUACUCAGGGCCACGAUGCGAAGGAAUUGUUCCCAUUUCUCCAGGAACCUUUUCCCCCCGGGUCUAACGAGGAAUCUAUCAUCGGUCGCGUUAUGGCCCGAAUUGGCUCCAAUGCAGACGGGAAUCGUCUCUGCCUGGUCGGCAAGAAUAUUCAAUUCCUAAAAGCCCGGCUGUGGGAGGGUAUUAUUCCCUUGAGCGAGCAGCGCUGGCAGGAGAAGGGCCUUGAUCGCCCAGAGUACUUUGAUUUGGCGUGUCAACAUUUAACAGCUGUGGUUGCGGUGUUUGAGUACAUGAACGCAUCGGCAGUCCGUGUGUAUCUUCGCGACACUUUCAACUUCAUUUAUGAUCAUUGGGCAGAUGCUGAUACUGUGCUCAAUCAGCGCAGGGCUGAAAAGGGCAAAGAACGUAUUAGCCUCGCUAGUCUCUGGACCGAGUAUAUCGCUGCUCACUUUGAAAUGAUGACCGAGCGUGCCCAUAGGUGGGUAAUUUUACACGUCAAGGCUCUCCGGGCCCCUAUGCUACGAAAGCUUGCUCAGCACAAACCUCUCAUUGAAGGAUCUGGCAUCCCGGAUGCAACGCAAUGGAUGCUUACUGAUCGGUUGCACAUGGUGACGGAAAUUGCUGCGCAUGCAGACUGGAAUAUCAUGCUACCGAUGCAGGGCUACAAGGGCUACACACCGCCACAACGAGACGGGCCGGCAGAGUUGCAUGUGGCAGACUGUGGUAAGCGAGGAAAAGCAUACAGUGAGCGUUUAAGGCUCCUUACCCGACAAGUGAUAGCUCGUGAUAUCACCUGCAACCGAGGGAGUACGGAAUAUGAUAGGGGCUCUGGUGCAUCUUUUCGGCGGACUGGGAUUUACCAAAUUAAGGCUCAGAACCAGACGAGAGAGGAGAUGCGCGGUGCACCGAUUGAGCCCAUGCCGCGGGAGCCUUGGAUUACUUCCUGUAUGAAGAAUAUAGAGUCUGCAACGAAAAAAGUGGGAGGGUAUUCUAUGGCGAUUUAUCGUUUGACUUAUGGACAAAGCGAAUCUGAAUGGAAGGCAUUUAUCGAAAAGCUUGAGGCACAUAUCUCCGACUGGGGCAAGGGUCAAACGGGAAGCAGUGCUCUCAAGCCAUAUCUGAAGCUGCAGUGGCUGGACGGGAAGGAUUUGGGUAUAUCUGAAGGUGAUAUUGAUGCAACCAAGAGACACUUUAACAAAAUGGUGGGAAGCGACGAGCGCCUAGAUCAUUUCCAGCUGCAGACAAGAGCGUUUCUUGUUAUUGAUUCCGCCUCUUUCGCCUCCUACACCGACGAGACAUAUGGACCCGCAACAUCUAAUGUAAUGGCGGGUGACUUUACUGGCUUUGUUCUCGCUGUCGAUCCGGAGUUUGAUCUUGAGGAGGGCAUCGAGCGACCGGACGAGAGUCCCGGAUUCAAUGGCCAAAUGCGCAUCCUCGGAAGCCUGGUCUGGGGUGACAUCUUCUCUCUUUUUUCGUGUCAGGCGGCAGAGCUUUCUGACUUCUGGCCAUUGGCAAUUGAACAUCCACAUCAAGUGUAUGUCGGCCCAACAAUUCCGUGGCAGCUGUUUCUCUGGAGGAAGCAGACUGAGAUGCGCUGGACUAUUAUACGCGAGUUGAUUAAAUAUACGAAGCGCAGAUUGGAGGCUUUAGCGACCGGCACGCCAGUCACACCUGCAACGGCACCUGCUUAG
Messenger RNA from Penicillium soppii, 1815 nucleotides. RefSeq lists its product as uncharacterized. NCBI's taxonomy places the organism in Eukaryota, Fungi, Ascomycota, Eurotiomycetes, Eurotiales, Aspergillaceae. The coding region runs from base 1 to 1815 and encodes 604 amino acids. The transcript is spliced from 3 exons. The record is from RefSeq and is a predicted model, not a curated record.